Messenger RNA from Camellia sinensis, 513 nucleotides. The record is from RefSeq and is a predicted model, not a curated record. Lineage: Eukaryota; Viridiplantae; Streptophyta; Magnoliopsida; Ericales; Theaceae.
AUGUCUGAUAGAGAUUCAAAGUUUACUUUAAGAUUUUGGCAGAGUUUGCAACAGGCUUUGGGGACUGCAUUGAGGUUGAGUAGUGCAUACCAUCCACAGAUGGACGACCAAUCAGAAAGAACGAUACAGACCUUGGAAGAUAUGCGCAGAAUGUAUGUCCUAGAUUUUCAGGAGAAUUGGGAAACUUAUCUACCACUGGCCAAGUUUGUGUACAAUAACAGCUACCAUUUGAGUAUCGGGAUGGCUCCUUACAAAGCUUUGUACCAAGAAAAUGCCAAUCUCCGAUUUGACUAUUUGCGAGAUCUACAUCAUGUCAUUGAGCCAACACGUGUACUUCUAAAAGAUUAUUACAUGUAUGAAGAACGACCAAUCCAAAUUGUGAAUCGCCAAAUCAAAAUUGAGAAACAAGGAAAUUUCAUUAGUGAAAGUAGAUUGGCAAAAUCAUGGAGGGACGUAAUUCGAGGAGGACCAAACUCUGUAAAUGGAGAAGACUAUAACAACCCCGACCUAUGA